Messenger RNA from Patella vulgata (common limpet), 1686 nucleotides. Its product is annotated as GTPase Era, mitochondrial. Lineage: Eukaryota; Metazoa; Mollusca; Gastropoda; Patellidae. The transcript is spliced from 12 exons. Gene Ontology annotation, biological process: ribosomal small subunit assembly. Gene Ontology annotation, cellular component: mitochondrial matrix. Gene Ontology annotation, molecular function: GTP binding; rRNA binding; ribosomal small subunit binding. The record is from RefSeq and is a predicted model, not a curated record. The coding region runs from base 63 to 1643 and encodes 526 amino acids.
AUAGUGAUCUGUGGCCAAAAAGAAGGCAAGGGAAGUAACUCUUAUAGGUGGCAGAAAAAAUAAUGGCUACCUCCACAAGAACAAGCGUGACAUUUUUAUGUCGGAUACUUUCUUCAGUACAUGUCCAGUGUGGUCAAAAGAAUCAACAAUCAACAUGGUGUAGAAUCUCCAGGGUUUAUUCAUCAAUUAAACAUUGUUCUACUUCUGCUGCAGUGAAAAAUGGUUCUGAGCUGUCAGAUUCAGUGAAUGAACCCAGUCUACCCUCUACACAAGAUUUAUUAAGGGGUAUUGGUAAAACAAAAGGUGAACAGAAAACACGUUCUGUAUUGAAGCCAGAUCAGCCCAGUGAUGCUAAAAUUUUAAGAGUAGCGAUUAUUGGUACACCAAACUCUGGUAAAUCAACCCUUACAAAUAGUCUAAUGGGUUGGAAGGUGUCCGCAGUAUCUCAAAAAGUUCACACCACAAGAAAAAACACACUAGCGGUUCACACAGAAGACAACACACAAGUGGUGUUUUUAGAUACUCCAGGUAUCCUUCAUCCAUCACAGAGAAAAAAACACAACUUAGAACAGCAGUUAGUAACAGAUCCAGAAAGCAGUUUACUUCAUGCUGAUAUGGUUGCAGUUAUGAUAGAUAUAUCAAAUACAUGGACCAGACACCAACUAGAUUCCAGAAUAUUACAUCUUUUACAUCUGAAUAAACAAUUACCUUCUAUUCUUAUAUUAAAUAAGAUUGAUCUAGUCAAACAUAAGGGUGUCCUACUGGGAAUAGUCAGAAAAUUAACAGGUGGCUAUUGUGGUGGACAGCCAUUGAACAUAGGAAGCAAGAAAACAGAUGAAAAGAUGAAUUUAAAGAAUAUUUUAGACCGAUAUGAACAUGAUCAAGUUGUCAUAAAACAGAGUUAUCAAGAUGAAUAUGAUGGGUAUGAUGAUUAUGAUGAUUACGAAGGUAAUAAUGAAACUUCUCACAAGAUUCCUGAAAGAAAACUGAACUUAUAUUUAGAACAAAGUAAACAAAAAAUACAUGAAUUCCGCGAAAAACGGGAUGAGGCUCGAAUGAAGAAAAACAAUGAAAAUAAAACUGUAGAUGAAGAUGUUCGUUACAGAAUCCUCCAAUUAUCUGUAGGUUUGGACCCGGACGUUGAAGCUGUUAUCCAGAAAUCCAUGGAGAAUAAUCAAGUUACACCACAAGACAUAAAAAAUGAAAUACAAGAUAUGAAAGGUUGGAAAGAAUUCAGUGAAAUUUUCAUGAUAUCUGCUUAUCAUGGAGAUGGGGUCCAGAGAUUAAAGGAGUAUUUUGUGAAAACAGCAAAACCGGGAGAUUGGCAUUAUCAUAGUAGUCUUGUUACAGACCAGAAUCCACAAGAAUUAGCCAUGUCAUGUGUUUGGGAGAAAUUAUUGGAUUAUUUACCAAAAGAAAUUCCUUAUCAAAUGUAUCCAAGAAUUGUACAUUGGGAAGUUGAUGAAGAUGACAUAUUAGAUGUAGUAAUGACUAUUGAUGCUAAUAAUCCAAGAUAUAUUAAAAGUGUUCUUGGAAGAAAAGGUGAAACAAUUCGUCAGAUAAGUCAUGAAGCUAAACAAGAAAUAAUGAAUGCCUUACGUUGUGAUAUGAAAUUGUCAGUAAGGAUCAAAAAAACAAAAUAAUGUAUUUGUAAAAUAGUGUAAUAAACAUGUAUUUAAGUAGUAA